AUUUGACAAAAAACAUUUGGUAGUUAGCAUUGCUCUUUCUAUAAAUAUAGGUAUAGGUGAGCAUGCAUCAAAAGUAAAACAACUCACACCAGCACCAUUGUUAAUUGCAGAAUUCUUGGUGGUGGUUCUCUUACUACUAGCAAUGUCAGAUUCCACAGCCAAAGUUUUCGCCUACUUCCCAAUCGUCCUCAACCAGGACGGAACCACCAAGCGCCUUUUCGAAUUCCCAACCCUCCCUUCUGACCCAAACCCUUCUUCUCCCUCUCCUGUCCUCUCCAAAGACCUCCCUCUCAACUCUCUCCUCAACACCUCCUUACGCAUUUUCCUUCCCCGUUGCCGCCACCACCACCACGAACCACCGGUCGCCACCACUCCCAAACCAAAGCUACCUCUCAUUAUCUACUUCCACGGUGGUGGUUUCGUCACCUGCAGCAAAGCCACCACCGGCUUCCACAAAUUCUGCGUGGAAAUGGCAUUCCAAGUUGGAGUAAUCAUUCUCUCCGUCGACUACCGUCUCGCUCCCGAACACCGCCUUCCUGCUGCCUACGAAGACGCCGUGGAGGCCUUGCGUUGGGUUCGGCACCGCUGCGACGAUCCAUGGAUCGUCGACUGUGCCGAUUUCUCAAACUGCUUUCUCAUGGGUACGAGUGCCGGCGGCAACAUUGCUUUCCAUGCGGGUCUACGUGCAGCUGCGGAAGCUGAUGAUCUCGUGCCGUUGAAGAUCAAAGGGCUGGUAUUGCAUCAUCCUUACUUUGGUGGGGUGAAGCGGACUGGAUCGGAGCUGAGGUUGAUCAACGACUCACAAGUGCCGUUGUAUGUCAACGAUCUUCAGUGGAAGCUGUCGUUACCGGUUGGAGCUGACCGUGAUCACGAGUAUUGUAAUCCAACGGUGGCUGGUGAGUCUCCCUCAUUGGAGGUGGUUAGUCGGCUGAGAUGGAAAGUUAUGGUGACGGGCGGUGAGAAAGACCCAUUGGUUGAUAGUCAGAAGGAGUUGGUGAAGGUGUUGGAGAAGAAGGGUGUGGAAGUGAGGGCUAAGUUUGGGGAGGGAGAUCAUCACACAGUGGAGUUGAUGGACCCCACAAAGGCCAAUGCAUUCUUUGUGAUUCUAAGAGAUUUCAUCUUCAAAACUUGCUCUGCCUCAGUGACUGUGAGUAGGUUGUGAGUUCAUCCUUGCGCUAAUCCUUUGUCUUCCAUGGCUCCUUUUCUUUGCUGAUAAAACAAAAAAAAAAAAAAGUUGUGAUUUCAUCUCCAAUAAUGGAAAUGCCGAUGAACGUGAAAAGCAUGAUGAUUAUGACAGGCAGAUAUCCUUUCUUUUGAGUACUUUUUAAAAUAAUCAGUAAAAAAUAAUUAGUGGA
Messenger RNA from Camellia sinensis, 1355 nucleotides. Lineage: Eukaryota; Viridiplantae; Streptophyta; Magnoliopsida; Ericales; Theaceae. The record is from RefSeq and is a predicted model, not a curated record.